UUCCUCAGUAUAUGUGGUAACUAUUCUCUUUUGUCUAGAAUGGGUUUGUAACAGGAACUUUUGAUCUUCAAGAUGUCCUCUUUUACGGAGGAACCGGCUUCAGCAUCAUGCGCUGCAUGAGCUUCGCUCUGGAGAACUGCGAGAGGAAGGAAGGGAACUUCUCCAUCUUCGCCCUGCUGAAGUACAAUUUCUACCUCCCCUUCUUUUUCUUCGGACCCAUCAUGACCUUUGACCGAUUCCAUGAACAGGUACAUGUCGGUGACCUGCAGCGUAAAAAGAAUGAGAUGUGGUACAUCCGUCUCCACGCGCUUGUCCACCUGGUGGCCAUUGCAGCCGUGGAUGUCUUUUUCCAUUUCUUCUAUAUCCUGACCAUUCCUUCAGACAUGAAGUUUGUGCACCGCCUCUCAGACUGGGCGUUGGCUGGCUUGGCUUACUCCAACCUGGUGUAUGACUGGGUCAAAGCAGCAGUGAUGUUUGGGGUCAUCAACACCAUCGCCAGGUUGGAUCACCUGGACCCACCUCAGCCUCCCAAAUGCAUCACCAUGCUCUAUGUCUUCGCAGAAACGCACUUCGACAGAGGAAUUAACGACUGGCUAUGCAAAUAUGUCUAUGAUAACAUUGGUGAGAACCACGACAACAUCUUGAAGGAGCUCCUAGCCACGAUUUCCACCUUUGCCAUCACCACCCUUUGGCUGGGACCCUGUGAGAUUGUUUACAUUUGGUCCGUCUGCAACUGCUUCGGCCUCAAUUUCGAGCUCUGGGUACAGAAGUUCUUUCAGCUGGAGCCGUUUGGUGGGAUGGAGGCCAAGAUGUCGGAAGCGAUGUCCAGGAGGAUCAGGGGCUUCUUUGGAGCAGCUAAUUUUUGGGCCAUCGUCCUGUACAACAUUCUUGCCCUCAACAGCUUGGACUUUGCCGACGUUGUUGCUCGGAGAAUUCUCCUAGCAGGUUUCCCUCUCAGCACUUUAUCUAUCUGGUUCAUCACUUACUGUGGCGUCCAGCUGAUCAAGGAGCGAGAGAGGCUACUGGCCAUCCUAGAGGAGAAGGAAGGCAAGCAGAAGGGCGAGUGACGCGGCGGAGAGACAGACGCCCGCUUCCAAGAUGGUGGCUGCCGCUCUGUGUCCUAACAGGCCGGGCGAAGCCAACGCCGCUGAGUACUCCGUCCCCUGCUACAAAGCUGUACGGUCAGCCGUGUACAAACUCACUUGUUUAAUAAUAUCCCUUUUCCCAUUUAAAUAAUAAUAAAAAAAUAUUUUCUAUAAGA
This is a messenger RNA of Heteronotia binoei (common prickly gecko), 1261 nucleotides long. It is a transcript of the gene HHATL, whose product is annotated as hedgehog acyltransferase like. Lineage: Eukaryota; Metazoa; Chordata; Lepidosauria; Squamata; Gekkonidae. The record is from RefSeq and is a predicted model, not a curated record. Gene Ontology annotation, molecular function: acyltransferase activity. The transcript is spliced from 7 exons. Gene Ontology annotation, biological process: negative regulation of N-terminal protein palmitoylation. The coding region runs from base 108 to 1067 and encodes 319 amino acids. Gene Ontology annotation, cellular component: endoplasmic reticulum.